This is a messenger RNA of Talaromyces marneffei, 1413 nucleotides long. RefSeq lists its product as uncharacterized. Lineage: Eukaryota; Fungi; Ascomycota; Eurotiomycetes; Eurotiales; Trichocomaceae. Gene Ontology annotation, molecular function: zinc ion binding; guanine deaminase activity. Bases 1 to 1413 code for a protein of 470 amino acids. The transcript has a single exon. Gene Ontology annotation, cellular component: cytosol. The record is from RefSeq and is a predicted model, not a curated record. Gene Ontology annotation, biological process: guanine catabolic process.
AUGUUACAAAGAACCACGAUCCCGCAGCUGCGUGGUCUCCCAAUUGCCUUCCACGGCACCGUGAUCCACACGCUCGAUGUCACACAGCUCGAAAUCCUGCAAGACUGUCUUCUCGUAAUCAACGACGAAGGUAGAAUCGAGAAGAUAUACAAAGAUAUUCCCGCCAAGAAAGUAAACGACUACAUUGCCGAGGCCGGCCAUACACCAGACGUAUUUCCCGUGAGAUAUCUGAAAAGAGGGGAAUUCUUGGUCCCCGGGUUUAUUGAUACUCACCAUCAUGCGCCGCAAUGGGCUCAACGGGGCAUGGGCCGGGACCAGACUUUAUUGGACUGGUUGAAUAACGUCACGUUUGCACAUGAACGGAAAUUUGAGGAUGUGGAAUACGCCCGAAAAAUGUAUACGGCUUGUGUACAGGCCGGAAUCAAGCAAGGUGUGACUACCGCAUCGUACUACGGGAGCGUACAUGUGGAGGCAACCAAGAUCCUGGCGGAGAUUUGCCUGGAGCAAAAUCAGCGAGCUCUGGUGGGGAAGUGUAACAUGAAUCGCAACUCGCCGGAAUGGUAUCGAGAUGCGUCGGCCGAGGAGUCGCUCAAGCAUACCAAGGAAUUGAUUGCGCAUAUACGCCGGAUCGAUAGCGAGGGGAAAUUUGUGAAGCCAAUUCUCACGCCCAGAUUCGCUAUUACGUGCGACGACAAACUGCUUGCCGGAUUGGGCGAUAUAGUGAAAGAGGAGGCCCCAAACACCAUCCAUGUUCAGACACAUUUCAACGAAGCCGCCGAUGAGAUGGAAUUUACCCGACAAUUAUACCCCCAAUUCAAACACGAAGCGGACCUCUACGACGAAUUCGGUCUGUUAGGUCCACAGACUAUCCUUGCGCAUAGCAUCUUUCUGGAAGAAGAAGAAAUGGACAGAAUCAAAUCCAAGGGAUGCGGGAUCGCGCAUUGUCCCAUUUCGACUGCUACUUUGGGUGAGUUCAUGAUGGCGCCGAUUCGAGAAUAUCUGCGUAGAGGUAUCAAAGUCGGCUUGGGUACGGAUGUAGGCGGUGGAUUUUCGAGCAGUAUGCUUGAGAUUAUGAGACAUGCCUUUAUCAUAUCAAAGGCACGCGAGACGAUGACGAAAUGUGCGGAUCCAGCCUUGAAAUUGCAUGAAGGGUUCUUCUUGGCUACACUGGGCGGCGCACAGGUUUGUGGCUUGGAGGAUAAAGUCGGGAAUUUUGUGGAGGGCAAGGAAUUUGACGCACUGGAAAUCCAUACCACGGGUCUGGGACCGUAUGAAAGUCUAGGUGUGAUGAGUCCGAUUGAAGAUUGUGAUUCUAUCCACGUUAUUUUUGAAAAGUUUCUCAUGACUGGAGAUGACCGUAAUAUUGCAAAGGUGUAUGUCGCUGGACGAUCAUUGAAGGAGACAGUUCCUUGA